Molecule: messenger RNA, 1662 nt
Organism: Trypanosoma theileri
Lineage: Eukaryota; Euglenozoa; Kinetoplastea; Trypanosomatida; Trypanosomatidae
Product: putative flagellar radial spoke protein-like
Exons: 1
Coding region: 1-1662 (553 amino acids)
Biological process (GO): axoneme assembly; cilium movement involved in cell motility; cilium assembly
Cellular component (GO): axoneme; radial spoke
Source: RefSeq, a predicted model, not a curated record
AUGACGGGACUCACUGAGGAUGAGAUCCGCGCCUCUCCGUUGUGGCAGCACAUGAAGAAGGUCCUCCUGCACGUUGUGCAGCAGCAGCCGAGCCGGGCGCUGGAUGCGAUCGUCCCCGCCUCCUUCACCGUUCAGACCGGCGGGGCCGUCCCCCCGCGCGCCGCCCCCGCCUACGCGGACCACCACCCGAAAGUCGUCCAGACCGUCCCGCCGGAUGCUUUGGAGAACUUGCGGUGGGCGUCGAGUUUCGCGUCGGCCCUCGCCCCCCCGCGGCCCCGGCGGCCGGCCCUCGACGCGGAGGAGGGCGACGCCCCGCCGCCCGAAGAGGCGGAGGAGUUGGACGCCCCGCCGGGUGAAGUGGGCGACGUCGUGGCGGAGCAGGCCGUCUUCAACGCCGUCGGCGAGGGACUGCAGCCGGAGGAGGCGUUCCGCGUCGUGGUGGGAAUGAAGCAACUCGUACGGGGGGAACCACUCGCGAGUGUGCGCUUCUGGGGAAAGUUCAUCGGCAGCCGCGCAGACUACUACGUCGUGGAGGCAAAGAUAGAUCCGGACCGUCUGCCAGAGGAGGAUGAGGACGCCGCAGGGGACAACGACGAUGAAGACGAAGAUGAAGACGCCGCUCCCAUUGAGAACGUCGCUAACGUUUUGUAUGAUCAUGGCGCUAAGGCACACGCUGAUACUGGAGUAGAGCCUGCUGGAACUGGUCUUAAUGAGUGGGUCUACUAUGCCGCAGUAACAUCCGAUCCUACCCGAUGGACACGAUUACCAGAUGUAACACCAAAUCAAAUCAUCGCCGCCCGUCUUAUUCGACGUGGUUUUACAGGGGAUUUGGAAAGUUCCGUUGACACGCACCCACGUUUCCCAGGAAAAGAGAUGAAUUAUUUACGAGCACAAAUUGCUCGUAUCAGUUGCACCUGUCGUGUGGCACCGCGUGAUAUGUACACAACAGAAGGAGCUGUACCAGAAGAAGAAGACGAAGAUGGAAAUCUACUUCCUCCACCCCUUACUGUACCAGCCUAUACCACCUUACCACCACUUAAUCCACAAGAAGUACCAGAUGAAGAAGAUACAGAGGCUAUUGAACCGGUAAAAUCUUGGUUCUAUGGAUACCGCGAUGAUGAAUUACUUCAAGGAAAAUAUUGGGUACACAUUGCACCAACGCUUCUGCGGACUGGACGAACAGUCGCCUCGGAAUCUGAUGCUUCACAGGAUGAAGGCGAAGGUGGUAUCUCAGAAUUUGAUCAAACUGAAAAGAUUAAUCCAUUCCUUUGCGAGGUCAGUCGAGAUGAACCCUUGAGAUUUACCUGUCACAGUCGUAGUCAACUUCCUGCAUGGAGUUUUCGUAAAGCAUUCCAUGAUGAGAGCAGUAAGACACGAACAUAUGUUGCUCGUUCAGGACUAUGGCCUGGUGCUUUCACGUAUGCAGUAACAGUCUUGGGCCAACCGGGAAGUCGCUACCAGAGUGUGUAUAUUGGUACAGGACUAAAGAAUUUACAGGGUGUCUGCUAUGCACCAAAACUCCCACCUCGUUGUCUUGUUGAAUAUCCUGAGACUGGUUUAUUGCUACAACGAGAUGGAACAGUGGAUGACGAAUUGGAGUACGCACCCCCACCGCCAAAGCCGGAAGGUCUUAAUGAUGAGGAAGAAGAGGAGGAAGAUUAG